AUGGCCUCAGCGCAAAAGCCGAAGCCCUCAGUGCCCGUUGCACUCUCAUCUGAGGCAAUUGAUGACCUGAUCUACGAUGCCCGUGCAGGCGACCUCGAGGCUUUGACGGCAGACAUCGCCACCUUGGCCUCGCAGCACAGCUGCCCAGAAUGGCAAAUCGUCGCGUCGGCCAUCGACCAGGAGGAUGAGAGUGAAGGCGGCACAGGAUCCUGUGUGCUGCACUUCCCUUCUGCAAAUGGAAACACCGAGAUUCUCAAUGCUCUGCUGCAAAGGCUCUCUGCUGCCGAUGCGGCUCAACGCUCAGCAUUCGUGAAUCACCGCAAUCACUCCGGUAACACAUCUCUGCACUGGGCUGCCCUGAACACACACCUAGAAUGUGUGAAAGCGCUCGUCGAGGCCGGAGCCGAUGUGACUAUCAAGAAUGACGCGGGGCACGAUGCCGUGUUCCUCGCCGAGCGGGCCGCAUGGGAUGCAGCUGCGGAGGGCGACACCGAGAACGACAGCCAGACCCAAGAGAUCGAAAUGACCAUUGGGGAGAGCGAGGGCGAGGACAAGGCUGCUUCGAAUCCCGGAGAGAUGUCUGCAGGCAGACAGGUGGUUGAGUGGCUGUUGAGCUCGGAGAAGGCGGCUGCUUUGGAACGCGGUGCAAACGAGGGUGAGGAAUCUGCAUGA
Messenger RNA from Penicillium chermesinum, 672 nucleotides. RefSeq names its product ankyrin repeat domain-containing protein. The record is from RefSeq and is a predicted model, not a curated record. The transcript has 2 exons. Gene Ontology annotation, molecular function: protein binding. The coding region runs from base 1 to 672 and encodes 223 amino acids. Lineage: Eukaryota; Fungi; Ascomycota; Eurotiomycetes; Eurotiales; Aspergillaceae.